This is a messenger RNA of Nymphaea colorata (pocket water lily), 2526 nucleotides long. RefSeq lists its product as uncharacterized. The record is from RefSeq and is a predicted model, not a curated record. NCBI's taxonomy places the organism in Eukaryota, Viridiplantae, Streptophyta, Magnoliopsida, Nymphaeales, Nymphaeaceae. Gene Ontology annotation, biological process: RNA processing. The coding region runs from base 1203 to 2315 and encodes 370 amino acids. The transcript is spliced from 5 exons.
CGAAAAAAAGUCCGAGCUCUACCGCAGAUUUUUUUUGAGAGCCGUUGUCGCUGCCUCUUCCCCUCUCCUCUCUCGGCCUGUUGUUCCUCUCUUCUCUCAGAGCCUCUCCUCUCUCGCUCUCUUGUUCCUCUCUUCUCUCAGAGCCUCUCCUCUCUCGCUCUCUCCUUCCUCUCCUCUCUCGCUGCCUCUUUCCCCUCCGUCUCCUCUUCCCCUCUCCUCUCUCAGAGCCUCACCUCUCUCGCCUCUCCUUCCUCUCCUCUCUUGCUCUCUCGCUCUGUCGUUCCUCUCCUCUCUCGCUCUCUCUUUCUUCACACGCAGGCCUUCAGACACCAUCUUCAACAGGAAAUUUCUGUUCUUCCCUCUUCGCUGGAACAUUACUCAGGGUUCAUCGAGCUGGGCCACAAGAGCAUAUAUAUUUCAAACCUCAAGAAGUAAAUGCAGCAAUAGUUACAUGUGGAGGCCUUUGUCCCGAUCUUAAUGAUGUUAUUAGGCAGCUGAAAUGGCAAUGAAACACUCCAAGGCCGAGAAGGAGGUUGUGUACGACAAGAAGUUGUGCCAGUUCCUGGAUCGGUACAGCCAACUGCCGGUCGCCACACUCGAUCCUUGAAACUCUCAACUUUGUGUGAAACCCUCCAUCCCUUAAACCCUUGACUUGAUUGAGGGUUUCUCUGAAACCUUUGAGCGUAGGGUUUUAGAAACCCUCCCUCGAUUCGAGGGUUUUGAUCUUGAUCACCCUGUAUCGAGAUUGAGGGUUUUUUUGAAACCUCAAAGCCCUCCUUGACUGAGGGUUCUGAAACCCUUCAUCGAGGUUUUCAUGAGUUUCAAGUUUAUUGAUCUCUAAUUAUUUUAUUUUUCAAAUUUUUUUUAUGUAUACCUCAUACCACCUUCGACCUCCGCAGGAAGCAACACCAACACCUCCUUCCACCGCUUCCAUGUCCCUUCAUAGCAGAAAGCGCCUUUUUUCUACGUGUCUCUAGCUAAUUGAGUCGACGAGUCGAGCUCGAGCUUGCUUAUCUCGGGCUUGACUCAGCUCGUGUUCACGGGUGAUGGAGAACAAAAGCUCUACUGGGAGCAAUUCAGGUUCUCACUCCUGGUGAACCGAAGAUCAGGCAUGCUUGAAGACUAAGUAGUGGGCAUAUGAAGGGGAUCACCUUGCUAAGCUCUUAAGUCUCAUCUUGCUUGUUAAUGCUUUGGUUUGAACCAUGGGUAAGAAGGAAGGCAGGAAAAAAGCAUUAACAUGCAAUUUUAAUUCGGGACCACAAACAAUUCGUGAUGAAAUCAGAGGUAAAAAUGAGUCACAUGUCAAAAGACUCCAUGAUGUCAAUGGAGUGCUAAGAUUGAAACAUCUACAGAAGAUUGCAUUAUGGACUGGUGGGGAAGCUUCAAGCCCUUCCUUUGGUGCUUAUUUUGGAUAUCAACUGGCAUCUUCUCGUGAGGCACUUGGGAUCAGAACUAAUGAUCCCUCAAUCAUUUCUUGUCAAAGGUGUGAAGCACUUCUGCAGCCUGGUUUCAACUGCAAGGUUCGCAUUGAGAAGAAUGCGUCCAAGAGCAAUUACAAGUCGAAGAAGUCCUUGUUUCAAAACAAUUCAGUCUAUAUAUGCCAAUUCUGUUCUCAUAAGAACUUGAAACCAGGAAGCUGCAAAGGUUACUUGAAGUCACUUACAGCAUCAAAAUUAGUUUGUAAAUCUGGGUCUGGGACUAAAAUUGUGAACAAGACAUAUGCGUCCAAUGUUAUUUUGCCAGGAACACCCAAAAGCAAUCUGCCAGACGUGCCUUCUGUUUCUCCAGACAAGAUGCUGCUUUCAGCUAAAAGGGACUCUGAUUCCUCGGGGAUAAACCACUUGGGGUCAAAUCUUGAAAGUAAUGUCGAUGCAGCUGGGCCGGCAGUUCCAGUGGAAAGCCAUAUACCAGCAACGUUGUUCGCCAAUAAAACGCAGGAACCAACAUCAGGAAGUGUCAAAAGCGAGUCUCAUUUAUUGCAGCAUGAAACUGACCCUGUAGUGGAGACUGACAGGUCGGAGAAAGAUGGUGCAGAUAUGCAGGAAAUGGCUUUGCAAGUAAGUGCCCAACCUUUCUCAGGAAGAAUGAUUGGUGAGUCAUCAACUAAAAAGCGCAAAAAAAGGAAAUGUUCAGGUGAUACUAGUUCGGUUCAGCCAGAAAGUUCCACCAGUCUACUUGGUCAAGAAAACACUAAUUCUGUUAGACGUAGGAGGAAAAAUUCAUGGUCAAGUUUGAAGGAGCUCAGCCACGAGGAACAAACCAAAGGAGAACGCUAUGGUGAUCUGGGAGGCAUUUCUAUUCCAUUUUCAUUGUGAAUUUUUUUAUUGGAAGUAUUGAAUGUAUUUUAUUGUUCUGGGAGACUUGAAGAGGUUUUGUCUUGGUUAAAAAAGAAUUCUCCUCAUAUUCUUUGGAACAACACUCCUAUUUGCUCUGUCUUUGUCAUCUUUGAGGAGUAUUCAACAUUUUAUGAACCUUAUCUACACUUUGAAUUUGGAAGGCUUAGCUGUUGGACGGCAUUUACUAGUA